AUGCCCAAGUUUUACUGUGAUUACUGUGAUACCUAUCUCACUCAUGAUUCUCCAUCUAUGAGGAAGACCCACUGUAGUGGAAGGAAGCACAAAGAGAAUGUGAGAGACUAUUAUCAAAAAUGGAUGGAAGAGAAAGCCCAGAGCCUGAUUGAUAAAACAACCAUGGCAUUUCAGCAAGGAAGAAUUCCUCCCAAUCUUUUCUCUGCUCCUCCACUAGGAGGGCCUAUGAUCCCACCUCCUCACCCUAGCAUGAUGGGGCCUCCUCCUGGCAUGAGGAUGCCUAUGGGAGGUCACAUGCCUAUGAAGCCUUGUCCCCCAAUGAUGAGACCCCUUCCCCAUCUCAUGAUGGUCCCCACUUGCCCAGCAAUUCCCAGACCAGACAGAUAA
Gracilinanus agilis (Agile Gracile Mouse Opossum) is the source of this 387-nucleotide messenger RNA. RefSeq names its product U1 small nuclear ribonucleoprotein C-like. The record is from RefSeq and is a predicted model, not a curated record. NCBI's taxonomy places the organism in Eukaryota, Metazoa, Chordata, Mammalia, Didelphimorphia, Didelphidae. Bases 1 to 387 code for a protein of 128 amino acids. Gene Ontology annotation, biological process: spliceosomal snRNP assembly; mRNA splicing, via spliceosome; mRNA 5'-splice site recognition. Gene Ontology annotation, molecular function: pre-mRNA 5'-splice site binding; zinc ion binding. Gene Ontology annotation, cellular component: nucleus; U1 snRNP. The transcript has a single exon.